CAACAAUGUGGGUUGGCUGCUGUACAUUCGUAGUCUGCACUGUGCGCUGCACUUGAGGUUGGACCGCCAGCGUCUGCAAUUGCAACAAAGUAUAUUUUGCAACAAAGAGGACGAUGGCAACAUCCGUGAAAUUGAACAGCGGUGCAGACAUGCCCAUUCUCGGUCUCGGGACGUGGAAGGUUUGUUCUAAAUUUAGCAAGUAAUCCCCUUUACUUGUAGUUUGUCAAGAAAGCUAGCUAGCUAUGCUACUAGCUAGCUAGCUCCAACUUUUUGAGUUCUUGGUCUUUGAGCUAGUUAGCUACUUUGGAAAUUACAUAAUAGUAUGCAUUCAUGACAAAUGAAUACGUAGCUUUCUCUCUUCCGUUAUUAAUGUAAUUAUAAUAUAUUGUCAAGUACUUUUCUCUCUAUAUACAUUUGAAUCCACAAGGGAGGGACCGUACAUUUGCAGGCUACUGAAUAUUUUUUUUCCCUUUCUUUUUAUUAUUGGACCAUCCACCAUCCCCACUUCGAAGGACAAAAAUAACUUUGUUUUUACAGCUUUUUCUUUUUUGUUACAUGUACAUUUUACAUACAUUGCACUUUUUUUUACACAGUAGUUACAUAGCAAAAUAUAGUUAUUUGACACAUUACAUCUGGAUACAUAGUACUUUUUCUUUAUUUUUACUAUUUUCUACAUUGUAGAAUAAUAGUGAAGACAUCAAACCUAUGAAAUAACACAUGGAAUCAUGUAGUAACUAAAAAAGUGCUAAACAAUUCAAAAUAGAUUUUAUAUUUGAGAUUCUUCAAAUAGCCACCCUUUGCCUUGAUGACAGCUUUGCACACUCUUGGCAUUCUCUCAACCAGCUUCACCUGGAAUGCUUUUCCAACAGUCUUGAAGGAGUUCCCACAUAUGCUGAGCACUUGUUGGCUGCUUUUCCUUCACUCUGCCGUCCGACUCAUCCCAAACCAUCUCAAUUGGGUUGAGGUCGGGGGAUUGUCGAGGCCAGGUCAUCUGAUGCAACACUCCAUCACGCUCCUUCUUGGUAAAAUAUCCCUUACACAGCCUGGAGGUGUGUUGGGUCAUUAUCCUGUUGAAAAACAAAUGAUAGUCCCACAUAGCCCAAACCAGAUGGGAUGGCUUAUCGCUGCCGAAUUUCUUGCGGAUCUAUUUGGACAGUGCACAUUCGGAUCAAAAUUAUUGUUAAUUAAUAUCAUCACCCCUUUUGAGUUUAUUUGCCCAUGACAGAAAUAUUUCUUCCUCCCUGUCCUUUUUCCACACAACCUCAUCUGUAGUUGUAGAAUGAGUUUCCUGUAAACAAUAGCUAUUAUAUUCCUCUUUUAGCCAGGUAAAGACUGAUGUUUUUUUUUAAAAAUCUGCUAAGCCAUUACAAUUACAGCUAGCUAUACUUAUUUCACCACUUACCAUAAUGAGAUACCAAUUUCAAUUAUACUUACCAUAAUAUGUGCCUGUAAACUUACUACCAAAAACUACCAUGAUGAUCAAGCUGCUUGACACCCUGAAUUUAUCCAUACUUACUAAUACUACCAGAAUCAAUGCCAUAAUACAUGCACUGCUAAACAUACUGUAGCUGCAACUGACUCUAAGUAGACCUCCAAUUGUCUUUCCAAUAUCCCUCCUGGGAAAGCCUCCCCCAUCCCAGAAGGGUCUGUUGUCCCUGAUACUAUCAUACCACCCCUGUACCGAUUGGCUACUGAAGAUCUUAAUAAUGUUGUAGUUGAAUCAUUCUGUUUCCCUCUCCCUCCUCUGUACCAGUCCCCUCCAGGUAAAGUAACUGAUGCGGUGAAAGCGGCCAUAGCUGCAGGCUACAGGCACAUCGAUGGGGCCUUCAUCUACCAGAACGAGACAGAGGUGGGAGAGGGCAUUCAUGCCAUGGUCAAGGAGGGGGUGGUGAAGAGAGAGGAGCUGUUCGUGGUCAGUAAGGUGAGAUACAAUGUCACUGUCUGCAGGACAGUUUUCUGUGGUCUCAAGUUUGUACCACUGACAUUGCAGUGAGAAGUUGAACCACUCUUUAAUAUGCUUCUUAAAAUAAACAACUUGAUAUCAAGGCUGUAUGAUUGAAAUGAUCAAAUCUUGGCUAGUGAAUUUGGGGUUUAGAUUGAAUUGAGGAAAUUGGGUGGUAGUUACGCAAGUCAAGCUUGUUCUCGUUUCAGCUGUGGUGCACAUUCCAUGGGAAGUCUAUGGUGAAAGAAGGCUGUCUGAAGACUCUAAGUGAUCUCAAACUAGACUACCUGGAUCUUUAUCUGAUACACUGGCCCAUGGGCUUUCAGGUGAGACUAAUACCAUUUUAACACUAUCUCACUUGUAGCUUUUUUUGCUCAAGUAGGCUCCAUCAUUGGUUUAUGGCAGGGGUAUUCAAAUCCAAGCCUGGAGGUAUGGCGUGCUGCUGGUUUUCUGUUCAACCUGAUAAUGUCCCAGGACUAAAUCAGUCCCUGAUAAGAGAGGAAGAAUGAAAAUCAGCAGUAGAACUGGCUUCAAGGUCCAGGUUUGAAUACCCCAGGUUAAUGGUGUUGUAAGAGGAGUGUCUAAUGACUUUUAUAAUUGUUGAACUACUAUUGUUGUUGCACAGCCUGGAGAAGCCCUCUUCCCUACGGACAGCAAUGGAAAUAAUAUCGAUGAUGGGUCCAAAUUCCUGGAGACAUGGGAGGUGAGUCAGUGAGAGAGGACGCGUCCUCUAAGACACUAUAGGACACUGUACAGUUCUCUUCAAUUCAACAUCACUUAAACUGGGUUAUAUUCAUUAGACAGCAAACGGACUGAAACAGGGACUACCUGGUCCAAUAAGAGCCGCUCAUUUUAGUUUUCUGUUGUGUGCCCUAAUUAAUACAACCCUGAGUUUAUUGUAAUCUAUCACACUUUGGUUAUGCUGUAUUGACUUGUCUGAUCUGAUGUUGUCCUGUAUACUAGGGUAUGGAGGAGCUGGUGGAUGCUGGUCUGGUCAAGGCUAUCGGUGUCUCCAACUUUAACAAAGACCAGAUUGAAUCCAUCCUGAACAAGCCAGGCCUCAAGUAUAAACCUGCCAACAACCAGGUACUUACUUUCCUUCAUUACUGAAUGAGAGUUUACUAAUACUGAUAGUCACUGAAAAAGCUCACAAGCCUGGGAUCAACACAAUACAUUGUGAAUCACACAAUGCUGAUCCUAUAUUCUUAUGUGAUGUUAAUUGUAUCUAUCAACCUUCUUCUAAAUGAGACUUUUCAGGACACUGAGCACCCAACGCUUGUUUUAAACAUUGUCAAUAUCCCUGCCCCAUUGUCUUAUUCACAGUGACAGCUUGGUUAGAUAAAGGCCAGUUUAGUGUCUUAUAGUCAGCCUCUUUCCCUGAGGCAAGGCAGCAAUGCUUUGGUGACCUUACAUUCCUGCUGUUUUCCAGGCACAUCUAUCCCAAUAGACAUCCUGAUUAACGGGACAUAUCAAUCUGAUUAUCUUGUGCUUUCUAUUGUCACCAUACUGAACAGCCUCCCAGGCCUCCCGAAUAAACUGCAUAACUUUAUGGGGCUUAUUUAACAGUAAUACACAAUGGGUCUUAAUUAAAUUUGAUUUGUAAUCCACCAUAUAAUACAAUUCUGUAUGUUUAGCAACAUAAAAUACCACUUCACUUAUACUACAGUACAUCCCAUGUGUUGUAAUAAGAACUGUAUGUGAAGUGAAUAACCUCACAAAUGAUUUCUACUGACAGGUUGAAUGCCACCCGUAUCUGAACCAGGAGAAGUUGGUCAACUACUGUCACUCUAAGGGCAUCUCUGUGACAGCCUACAGCCCCCUGGGGUCCCCAGACAGACCAUGGUGAGUACAUACUUUAACUAAUAAUACCUAAAUGAUAUACACUGAGUAUACAAAACAUUAAGAACACCUGCUCUUUCCAUGACAGACUGACCAGGUGAAUCCAGGUGAAAGCUAUGAUCCCUUAUUGAUGUCACUUGUUAAAUCCAAUAUUGCGACUCAUUAUUAGGAAGGUGUUCCUAAUGUUUGGUAUACUCAGUGAACAUUCACCUUGUACAUGAAUGAUGAACAUACACAGCCAUUUGCAGUUCUCCCUGUGAAAAGAUUGUAACACUGUGUGUCAAUAACAGGGCCAAACCAGAGGACCCUUCUCUGCUGGAGGAUCCCAACAUCAAGGCCAUCGCUGAGAAGCACAAGAAGACCUCUGCCCAGGUACAGUACUCCAAUACCCUUUUCACAUUAUAGAGCCAACCCGAACCAUACUGAUAUUUUCUUUAACCUGUGAUCACAUUUACAUGUCCGCUUUUCUCUCUCCGUCAUCCUCACUUCAGGUCCUGAUCCGCUUCCAUAUCCAACGGAACACGAUUGUGAUUCCCAAGUCUAUCACCCCCACACGUAUCCAGGAGAAUUUCAAGGUAUUAUCCCGCAGAAAUGUGAUGUGUGUCAUCUGUUUUAGUUCACACGUGGCUUUGGGGUAAUUGUGUCUUUUUGAACCAUGCAGGUGUUUGACUUUGUGUUGAGCGACGAGGAAAUGAAGACCAUUCUGGGCUUCAACAGGGACUGGAGAGUCUGCCCAAUGACAGGGUGAGACUACGUGGUUUAUUUUGACCCAUGUAUUUUACUGUAUACUCACUCUCUGCAGAGGCUCAAACUGUCUAAACAAGUAUUAUGAAGUUCCCCCAAAUUUCAGUCAAAUCAUCAUUUUAUUGUGAUGAUGACAGCUAUGUUUAUUAUAGUGUUACUUUUCUUUGAAUGCAAAUAUACUAAGUGUUUAUUUGAUUUCUGAACAUGGGAACAACUGUUCGUUUUGUUUUUCCUUUGUCACCCAGGAGCAUGAAGCACAAGGACUACCCCUUCAAUGCUGAAUUUUAAGGAAACAGUGGAUUCACAAAGUUACAUCUGGUGCUGUGGCUCACUUGAUGUCUGCUCUCUCUCUGUUCUUGUUUAGAUUCAUUCUUAUUUCUCCCUUUAAGACAAUGUGCAUAAAUAGCCGUCCUUGAGCUAGUUUCUAGCGAUUACAGACUGUGAUUUAGUAUCUGUGUGUUGCACAAUGCAGUUGCAGUAUUGUAUUUCUCAUGAGAUAUACACUCUGACCUAUAUUAUUGCUUUCUACCAUAGCUGAAUACACAAUGGUCAUUAUUUUUCAACAAUCAUGGAAACAUCAUUUGACAUAGGAUCGAUAUUAGUGAAGUGUAAAAACAAAGCUUGUGAGUUUGGUUACUAGUUUGGUAGGAAAUCUGGAGCCUUGGAUUUGCUAACGCACAAAGUGUGUGGCUUCUCACAUGACUCAGUUUGUUUGUGUCUCUUUGGAUUUGAGUCUCUAAUGGUCUCUCACAAGCGUUUAUCAAUGAGCCUCCACAUUUACAGGCCAUAUAAUAACCAUAUGACUUUAAAUAAUCAAUGUUAACCAUAAGAAUUCAUAGUUCCACCAUAGGAGUUGGGUAUGUCAUACCUGGUCUUAAUGUAGUAAUGAUGUACAGUAUUACAUAUCAUCUGUGAGAUAUUUCAUUUAAAUCCAUCUGGUUUUGUUUCAGGGAUAAAAACAGCCACAGUGGAAAGUUGGCGUGAAAUGUAGACAUAGCUUAUCCUAAUAGUACAUUGACCUAUGUACAUGAAGAUAUUUUGUUGAACACUCCUUCCCUCAAAUGCCUAGUCAUAUGAGCCCUUUUGCCUAGAAUGAGUCAUCCACACUCCUUCCCUUACAGGAUGAUAAAGCACUUCUACUCAUUGACUUUGACUUGUGUGGUGAUACUGUUGUGAAAUUCCCAUUUCCCUUUAUUUUUUAAUAUAAAGCUUUCUUUGCUUCAGUCAUUUUGUGUGCUUAUAUAAUAUUAUACAUGCAGAUAAGGAAAUAUUGAUAUAUCAAGGUAGUCAGUUAGAAGUUUAUAUUUCAGGAUUAGAAUCUUGUUUCAAAAUAUGUAGAAAUACAUAACAUCUUAGUGCAGAACAUCAAGAAAUUCUGGAAUGAGUCACAUUUUACUGUGUAAGUUGUCAAUGUUAACAUUGUUUGAGAUAUCGCUAAAGAGCACUGUAAUGAAUUAUAAUUUCAUAGAACGAGGAGCACAGGGACACCAUGCUUUCAAAGGCACUUUCCAACUAUGCAACAUGCAUAAACAUGUUUAAACUCUGAACAAGUAAAGGCAACACUAUUUGGCACUUAUUACAUUACACA
Molecule: messenger RNA, 6113 nt
Organism: Coregonus sp. 'balchen'
Lineage: Eukaryota; Metazoa; Chordata; Actinopteri; Salmoniformes; Salmonidae
Source: the annotation of a GenBank genome assembly